AUGACUGAAUCGUUUUCUAAAUUAUCUAUAAAUGAUACCAAUGAACGAGAUACGAAAGGAUCCCACAGGAAUAGUUUUAUUACGGCAAGUGAUGAAUUGAUGCAUACUCCAAAUUCUGAACGUCCCAUUUCUCCAGUUCAAAACAAAACUCCUACAACUAUCAACUCUAUAAACGUUAAAAGAACCUCCUCGACAUCUUCAAACUAUGAAAAUAUUAAUGCAAACUUACAUGCUCGUGUAAAAGCAUUCCAAGAACAACGUGCAUUAAAAAGAUCUACCAGUAUUGGUAGCAAUAAAAGUGAACAUGAUUCCAAUCAAAACAAUCAAAAUCAACAGGUGUCAUCACCAUCUUCAGUAUCAUCUGGUUCUUCAGUUUCACAACAAAGGAUACAAGAACAUGUACAAGUUCAAUUACAACAGCAAUCUCAAAUUCAACCGCAGUUACAGCCAGGAAAGAUUCAACAAAUAGUGAAUAAACCAUUGCCCCCUUUGCCACCAACAAGUAUCACCACUAAUAUAUCUUCAUUCUCAUCUUCAUCUUCAACAAGGGAAGAACAAACUAUGAUACAAAACAUGCAUUUACCAGCAACAAUAAAGAAAGAUACAAAUAAACAAGAAAUAUCAUAUAAAAAUAAUAAACAUACAAACCUAUCUGAUCAAAAUUUACCUUCAUCAUUAUCAAACUAUCAAGAUACACAAAAUUCUGUAGAAAAAACUUUGGAAAGCCUACGAAAUAAAAAGAUAUUCAUAGAAAAAAUACUUCGGACGGUUCAACAUGUAGAAUACCCAAACUCCAUAUCGCAAUUGAAUCCAACAAGAAGGGCACCAAGGAGACCCUUAUCGAUAGCACCAAUAACUGCUUCUACCACCAAUACUACCAGCACAUUGGGAAUAAGUACGAAUACAGCUAAUGUAACAAAAACUUCAACAGUACCAUCUUCAAUAAGUCAUCAUCAACUACCAACAAUAUCAUCAACUAAUACUCCAACGAUAGAACGUCCAAAGCAAAGUUUAAGUGCUCGACGUGGACUCAAAUUACCAUUAGGAGGAAUGUCUUUGAAAAUGUUAAAUAAAUUACCAUCACCGUCAGCACAACAAACUAAUAAUAAUCAACAAGAGGCAUUUGCCGCAUCACCAUCUAAUAAAAAUCAUUCCUCUAAUCUUAAUACAUCGAACAAUGGUAAAAGGUCCAAUCCGGGUUCUUUGAUAAAUGCUAUUCAAAGCACAGCCACAUCGUCAAGUAACAAUGAACAACAUGACACAGAGGGUACUAACCCAUCUUCAUCUGUGAAUAGUAACGGAAGUGGUAGUGGUAGUGGUAGCGGUGGUAUUUUUGCCAAUUUUUCUAAAUAUGUAGAUAUUAAAUCUGGUUCACUGAACUUCGCUGGUAAGUUAUCAUUAUCAUCUAAGGGAAUUUAUUUUAAUAAUGGUUCUAGUUCCAAAAUUACAUUGGAGGAAUUAGAAUUUUUGGAAGAAAUUGGUCACGGGAAUUAUGGGAACGUUUCAAAAGUUUUACAUAAACCAACCAAUAUUAUCAUGGCUAUGAAAGAGGUUAGAUUGGAAUUAGAUGAAGCUAAAUUUAGACAAAUCUUAAUGGAAUUGGAAGUUUUGCAUAAAUGCCAAUCUCCUUACGUGGUAGAUUUCUAUGGUGCAUUCUUUAUUGAAGGAGCUGUCUAUAUGUGUAUGGAAUAUAUGGAUGGUGGUUCACUGGAUAAAAUCUAUAGUCAAGAUCCAGAAAUUGGCGGAAUUGAUGAGCCACAAUUGGCUGUUAUUACCACUGCUGUGAUUAGAGGUCUAAAAGUCUUAAAAGAUGAACAUAAUAUUAUUCAUCGAGAUGUCAAACCGACUAACAUCUUAUGUUCCGCCAAACAAGGUACUAUCAAGUUAUGUGAUUUCGGAGUUUCCGGGAAUUUAGUAGCAUCAAUGGCCAAGACAAAUAUCGGUUGUCAAUCAUAUAUGGCUCCAGAACGUAUCAAGUCAUUCAAUCCUGAUAUGGCUACAUAUACAGUCCAAUCUGAUAUUUGGUCCCUGGGAUUAAGUAUAUUAGAAAUGGCAUUGGGAAGGUAUCCAUAUCCACCGGAAACAUUUGAUAACAUAUUUUCACAAUUAAGUGCUAUCGUUGAUGGUCCACCUCCACAAUUACCUUCCGAUAAGUUUAGUAAAGAAGCUCAAGAUUUUGUUAGUUUAUGUUUACAAAAAAUUCCUGAAAGAAGAUUGAAUUACUCAGCAUUAUUAGAACACCCAUGGUUAGUCAAAUAUAGAGAUGUGGAUGUUGGUAUGAGUGAUUACUUAACAAGUAGGCUGGAGAAAAGGAAGAAAAUACUUGCUGAAAAGGGUGAAGAUAGUUUACGAAAACGUGUCCCAGCACUACAUAUGGGAGGACUUUAA
Naumovozyma dairenensis CBS 421 is the source of this 2388-nucleotide messenger RNA. It is a transcript of the gene PBS2, whose product is annotated as mitogen-activated protein kinase kinase PBS2. The transcript has a single exon. Bases 1 to 2388 code for a protein of 795 amino acids. NCBI's taxonomy places the organism in Eukaryota, Fungi, Ascomycota, Saccharomycetes, Saccharomycetales, Saccharomycetaceae. Gene Ontology annotation, biological process: MAPK cascade; cellular hyperosmotic response; protein phosphorylation. The record is from RefSeq and is a predicted model, not a curated record. Gene Ontology annotation, molecular function: ATP binding; MAP kinase kinase activity.